UAGUCAACAACUACUAUAUUUUUAUGCCAAACCACCGUGAAAUCACCGCCUUUGACACUAUUCUGGUUAUCCGUUCAUUGACCUCCCACUCCCCCCCCUUUGGAUUAUAUACCCCUUCUCUCCCUAACCCUAAAUCUAUCUUACCCUGAUUCUGAUUCCUCCCGGAUUUGUUUGUUUUUUCGAUUUCGGGCUUUUCGUCAUUUACAGUAGUACUAUGGUGGUUUGAUUUGGUUGAGCUCAGCUAGCUAGCUAAUGGAGGGGAGUGAUGAGACGAGUAGUGGUAAGCAAAGACCUAAUUCUCCAUUCGGGUCCUCACCGCCUGCUUCUUUUGCGAGGCCAAAUCAUCAUUUAGAUAUUCCCAAUUUCAAUUCAGCUCAGGUAGGUUUACCCAUGCGUCAAUUGUCGCCGGCGCCGAGCCCGGAGACGACUUCCAAGAGACUCGGCAUCCCUCCUUCGCAUCCCAACAACCCCAUGAGGCCUCAACCGCCUUCUUGGAGUUUGAGCCCAUCAGGCGGUUCAGCUCAUUCAAGGUCGUUGUCUCAGCCCGCGUUUUUCUCGCUUGACAGUCUGCCCCCUUUGAGCCCUUUGACUUCUUACCGCGAGCCCACGGCUUCUUCGCUCUCGGACCCGAAUUCCGCGGAUGUGAACAUGGAGGAGUCUGUGGUGAACUCUCAUGCUCAGUCCAUGAGGUCUCCGGUGACCGACGGCAAUCCGUUUUGGGCCGGCGACGGGCUGCCUCCGAGGAGGGGGCACAGGAGGUCUAAUAGCGAUGUGCCGUUGGGAUUCUCGGCUGUGAUUCAGUCCUCGCCGCAGUUGAUUCCGAUUGGGCGCAGGGCUAGCUUUGAUGGGAAGGAGGCUGCGAAGCCGGUGCAGCUGGUGAGGCAAGGUUCGAGUGGGGAUAACAAUGGUGAGUUGAUGGGGGAUAGGAAAUCAGGUGGGGAAGUUGUGGAUGAUUUGUUUAGUGCUUAUAUGAAUUUGGAGAAUAUUGAUAGAAUGAACUCGCCGGGUGGUGAGGACAAGGAUUUGGAUAGUAGGGCGAGUGGCUCGAAGAAUGGGGGCGAGAGUAGUGAUAAUGAGGUGGAGAGUGGGGUGAAUGGGAAGUGGUCGAGUUCUGGUUUUUCGAGUGAGAAGAAGGAAGGGGGGAAGAGGGCUGCUGGUGGAGAUGCAGGGCGAACUGUCCGACAUUGUAGGAGUGUUUCAAUGGACAGUUAUAUGGAUAAUUUGAAUUUCGAUGAUGAACUGAUGAAGCCUCUGCCUCUGGGAAGUCAGGUGGGUCAGCUGUCACCUAGCACUUCGGUGGAUGGGAACUCGGCUAAGUUCAGCAUGGAGUUUGGAAGUGGCGAGUUCAAUGCAAUUGAGCUGAAAAAGAUAAUGGAGAGUGAAAAGCUUUCUGAGAUAGCUGUAUCAGACCCCAAACGUGCAAAGAGGAUUUUAGCUAACCGUCAGUCAGCUGCUCGUUCCAAGGAGAGGAAGAUGCGAUACAUUGUAGAAUUGGAACACAAGGUGCAAACCCUGCAGACUGAGGCAACGACUUUAUCUGCCCAGGUCACUAAGUUGCAGAGGGACUCUAUGGGUUUUACAAGUGAGAACAAUGAGCUGAAAUUCCGACUUCAAGCCAUGGAGCAACAAGCACAACUUAAAGAUGCUUUAAAUGAGGCCUUGACAGGAGAAGUCCAGCGCCUAAGAAUUUCUGCUGCAGAGCUUGGAGGAGAAGGCAACCUUUCAAACCGCAUGUCCCAGCAGCUUUCAAUUAAUCAACAAAUGCUCCAACUACAGCAACUCAACCUCUACCAGAUGCACCAACAGCCACAACAGCAAAGUCAACAACAGAUGAUGCAGCAGCCACAACAAAACAGACCACCUUCCCAUCAGCAGAAUGGCAGUGCUUCAAAGCAUGAAUCAAUGCAAUAGCGGGGUUCUCAGAUGUUGGCUUGUGUUGCGAAUGUUAAUGAUGGCCAAAUUCCUUUCUAAUAUCAAUAGUACAAGUCUAUAUAAUUAUCUAAAUUUAUUGACAUAUAUUUAUGUAUUAUAAUUAAAUUUACUUGAAAGGUAAGAACAUUUUUUGGUUUAUUGGGUUGAUUGUUGUAUUGAAAGGUUUAGAAGGGAAAACAUCAAGCCAUGGAGAAGUGUCAAGUAGAUUUUGUUUCGAG
Molecule: messenger RNA, 2150 nt
Organism: Fragaria vesca subsp. vesca
Lineage: Eukaryota; Viridiplantae; Streptophyta; Magnoliopsida; Rosales; Rosaceae
Exons: 4
Coding region: 253-1911 (552 amino acids)
Biological process (GO): regulation of DNA-templated transcription
Cellular component (GO): nucleus
Molecular function (GO): DNA-binding transcription factor activity
Source: RefSeq, a predicted model, not a curated record